AUGACGUCACGGGGCGGUCUCGCCCGGGCGGAAGCCCCGGGAGAGCAUCUCAGACCUGCUCGGGUCUCACCGGCUCUUCCCCCGCGGACUGGCUUCCCCUCCUGCAGGAACGUGAGCCUCGGCUGCGCCAGGAUGGGGAACAGUGCCCUCCGCGCUCAUGUGGAAACGGCGCAGAAAACCGGUGUUUUUCAGCUUAAGGACCGUGGGCUGACCGAGUUCCCCGCUGAGUUGCAGAAGCUGACGAGCAAUCUCAGGACCAUCGAUUUGUCCAACAACAAGAUCGAGAGCCUGCCACCUCCACUGAUGGGGAAGUUCUCCCUGCUGAAGAGCCUCACCCUGAACAACAACAAACUGACUGUUCUGCCUGAUGAGUUAUGCAAUCUGAAAAAACUUGAGACACUAAGCCUCAACAACAAUCACCUGAAAGAGCUGCCAUCCACCUUUGGGCAACUCUCUGCCCUCAAGACCCUGAGCCUCUCUGGAAAUCAACUGGGAAUCCUACCACCUCAACUUUGCAGCCUUCGGCACCUCGAUGUAGUGGAUCUCUCAAAAAACCGGAUUCGGAGUAUACCCGACAUCGUGGGAGAGCUGCAAGUCAUCGAACUCAAUCUCAACCAAAAUCAGAUAUCUCAGAUCUCAGUGAAAAUAUCUUGCUGUCCACGUCUCAAAGUUCUUCGCCUGGAAGAGAACUGUCUGGAGCUCAGCAUGCUUCCACAAAGCAUCCUCAGUGACUCCCAGAUCUGUCUGCUGGCUGUGGAAGGCAAUCUUUUUGAAAUAAAGAAACUUCGAGAACUGGAAGGCUAUGAUAAGUACAUGGAGAGGUUUACAGCCACAAAGAAGAAGUUUGCAUGAUAUCCUCCAGAAUGAUGGAAAUCUCACAGGACACUGAUGGGGAACCCAAGAAUCUGGCUGAAUCUGAGGCUCCCAUUGUUGCCAGGCGGAUCUGCAAGAAGGAGACAACACUCCAGGAGAUUGUUUCACUCGAUGAGCCUCAUCCUUUUCAGGGCUUGUCCCAAGUAAGCCAAAGGAAAAGGAAUGAAGAGACAGGAAGAGUUCUCCAUUUUGGCAUGGAUAGUAAAACCACCAGUAGUUUGGCUUUAUGAGACCAGUAGCUAAACUAGUUACUAUUUAUAUGGUGAGGGAGGUGCUGCCUGGUAACAGAACAGCUCCAUACUACAGCUUGAAUUUCAUUUAGCUUCAAUAUGUGAGCUUUCAUAAAGUCGGUUGUCAUUCCACCUGUGUUAACACCAGAUUUUAUGAAAUUCAAAUAAUUUUUGAGACUGUUAUGCUUAAUCUAGGAAUUUAUGAUUUUAUUACAGCCCUUCAUUUCAAUUGCAGUGUUUAUACUAUGAACUUAGGAUGUAAGCAGAUAUGACUGUAUGUUGAAUGAAACUGUGCUUUGUCAGAGAAGCUCCACCAUAAUGCUAAGAUGCUCCCCAAGGCUGCAGUAGCAAAUUCUUAACUAUUGCAGGUGCCUUAUUGGUAGAGGACUCUGAAGAGCUAAAAUUCCAUAUAUGCAACAUUUGUAAGAUAAAAGGGAUUUUAAUAAUCAAGAUUUUCCUGAAGCUUUGGUAGAAAUAAUGUCUUAUUUCUGGUAAUGUUUUCCCUUUUUGUAUUUAUAACUCUACUAAUCAAAUUGUCUAUCAAGAAACCAUUGCUAUAAUAUUUAAUUUUAAAACUAUAUGUUUAUCAAGUGUGUUCUCUGAAUGAGAGAAUAUACUAAAAUAAAGAAUUUUUAAUGAA
Ochotona curzoniae (black-lipped pika) is the source of this 1743-nucleotide messenger RNA. RefSeq names its product leucine rich repeat containing 57 (gene LRRC57). Bases 1 to 852 code for a protein of 283 amino acids. The record is from RefSeq and is a predicted model, not a curated record. Gene Ontology annotation, molecular function: protein binding. The transcript has 6 exons. Lineage: Eukaryota; Metazoa; Chordata; Mammalia; Lagomorpha; Ochotonidae.